GAAAUCGACGAAACUUUUCUCUUUACAAUCUAGGAGGUAGAUGUAUAAAAAUGACCAUAUCCUUAUUGCUCGAAUCCACUCUUCAAAGUUCAUAUAACUCAGGAACCCAGUGACAACUACAAGAAUGUAGCAACAAGCUCCAAGCAUUCACUAUCGAACUAGCCAUAUUACUCUCCAAGCAUGCUAUGAAAACGGACACCCUGGCUGGCACCAGGACACAAAGCGGGGAGCCGCCGCGCUCCACCGCCUAUUACUACGCAGACCUUGAAAGACUCAAGAAGAACAAAACUUCUCCAGAGCCGAUACCUCAAGAAGAAACCCAAAACCCGAACGACCUCAGCGAAUACGUAGAAUCCAAUGAGGUCAUCAACGAUGGUGCCAUCAGAGAAGUCCCUCCAUUCCGCGACAGACGGCAGUGGAGUCUUCCCGAAUACUCCACCCCCGAAAACACGAGGAAGUUGGAAGAAACAUAUUCCACAGCUGGGACUUUUCCCAUGCCAGAACCAAAGGAGAAGGAACCGUUAUUGGCGGAGUUGGAAGUUGUGGGAAGGCUGCCGUUGACUCAGCUGGAUUCUUCUCCAGGGGUCAGGAGAAGCAGGAGCUGGUAUCUCUGCUGCCCGAAUGUGGCUGACGAGGAGAUCUCGAGGGAGUCUUCGUGGAGGUACUCCAGCCUCAGGCCGGUGACUGCUCCGCCGCUGCCUGGGCAGAAUGGAAUGAGCGAGCUGGUGCUAACGCACAGCAGCGGCCGAGAGGACGUGGCUUCACUGCGGGCGGAGCGUGACGCGCUAGCUCGAGCAUUGUCAGCGGAGCGACAGCGCGCGGCCACGGCCGCUAGAGCCCACGACGCGAGGCUAGCGGAGCUGCAUGGCGUCAUAGCGGAGCUGGUGAGGCGGCGCGCCGCUGACAAACACGCCGCGGCCAUACCCGAGGAGGAAUUGUCAGAUGAGUGCGAGUCGACCACGCAGCCGGCUGGCGAGCUCGACAACGAUGCGGACAGAUCCCGGACUGAACAGAAUGAUUCCUCAUCCAUGCUGAGUCCUGAGGAGCUGCCGACUCCUCAGGAGCCGAAGCAGGACCAGCUGCCUGAUGAUACCAGCGAGUCUAGCACGCAGGAGAUACCAAUCGGGGCGGAACAACGAACGGAGGCGGCGCCUGAGAGCGGCAGCCUGCAUCUAUCCGGGCGGGACUCGGAACUGUGCCUCAGCACUGCCAGGUGUUGCCAGUUCGCGCGCGGCUGGUCGGCCGGCGACAGCUGCGAGCGCGGCAGCGAGCCGAGGGUGUUGCCAGCCGAGCCAGGGCGGUGUGAGUCGCGGCAAGCGAAGGUCGCUUCGCGGGUGCGAUUGCGAAAAACUGACGAGACGGAUUCCAACCAACACCUCAGUGCCGAGGAGGCGUGGUGUGCGGAGGCGGCAGAACGCUUGGCGUUAGACGUGUGCGCUCAAGCCGAUUUGCGUGAAGCUCUGGCAGCCGCCUCCAAUGACGACUGCGUGUGGCGCGUGCGUUGGUUACGCGCAGCAGCCGAAGAGCGUGUCUUACGCGCCGCACUCGCGCGCUCCGCUGACACCGCGCGACGUUUGCUACACGCGUGCGGGGAGCUUGAAGCCGCUGCAGUCGCUGUGUGUGCUGCGUUGGCAGCCGCUGAUCGCGCUUUAGAAGCAUAUGAUGUUCUGUUAGCACUUGCGGAGACGAGCUCUACGCAUCACCAGCGUGAAGCAGCGGAAUCAGUGGCGCUGCAACUGCUGCGGCAGUUAGAUGGGGCCCAGCGCUCCGCCUGCAUCGGCCGCCCGCUGCUCUCGCCGGGACCUUGGCUGUCGCGAGACCAGACCAACGGCACCGAGAUCCUAGAAGCCCAUGACUCGUCCCCCGAGAGCGAGCUCGACACGAUGUGGAAGCCGGCGCACGAGGCGCGCCUCAGGGAACACUGUGCGCGACUCAAAGCAGAGACAGUGUCGCUGCGGGCCACGCACCAGCCGAGGCUGUUCUCGUAUCAUGAUAUAGACGAAGAAGACAUACAGAAGUCAACCACAGGAGCCUUCAGCAUGGCUGAAAUGGAAGCUGCUGUUAUGAUGCAGGAAAUGUUAGCGGCGCGCGAAGCCCGGACCAGUUCCAAUCCUCACUCGCACCACUCACACCAUUCGCACCACGACCACCCGGACUAUAAGAGCGAGCCGCCUCGCAGCCGUCGCCGCGACCGCGCCCGCCGCCGCGCGCGCGCCUCUGAGACCGCGCUCUAGCGGGACAUGACACGCCACGACAUGACACGCCACGACACAACAUGACACGUCACGACACGACAUGACACGUCACGAC
This is a messenger RNA of Ostrinia furnacalis (Asian corn borer), 2310 nucleotides long. RefSeq lists its product as uncharacterized. NCBI's taxonomy places the organism in Eukaryota, Metazoa, Arthropoda, Insecta, Lepidoptera, Crambidae. The coding region runs from base 186 to 2234 and encodes 682 amino acids. The transcript is spliced from 14 exons. The record is from RefSeq and is a predicted model, not a curated record.